This is a messenger RNA of Doryrhamphus excisus (bluestripe pipefish), 2111 nucleotides long. It is a transcript of the gene mmp25a, whose product is annotated as matrix metallopeptidase 25a. The record is from RefSeq and is a predicted model, not a curated record. NCBI's taxonomy places the organism in Eukaryota, Metazoa, Chordata, Actinopteri, Syngnathiformes, Syngnathidae. Gene Ontology annotation, biological process: positive regulation of protein tyrosine kinase activity; negative regulation of caveolin-mediated endocytosis; lipoprotein transport. Gene Ontology annotation, cellular component: spindle midzone; intercellular bridge; spindle pole. Gene Ontology annotation, molecular function: lipid binding.
CGGAGUGACAUAAUCAGUUUAGAUAGCGGAACGAAUGAGCACUGAUCUGGACAUUGUACAUUUGCACAGAGACUAGAGUGACAUUGAGAGACCAUCUUGCCUCAAAUGGAAAGGCAGGAUGGAAAAAUAUCAGCUAAUGAGGAGUGCCGGGUGGAGAACGGUGAAAGUGAGAAGGAUUUGGAUUGGUUUAUUUCACAGGAAACACCACAGGGGGCAACAGAGGAGGAGGUCACGGCUCAAUGGAAACCCGGUGAACCAGUGACCCCACAGCAGGUCUUAAGGCUCAAUGGGUAUACUGAAGAUUACCUGUGUCUACCAGAGGACAACAUCUACAACAUCAAUUUCUCUCGCUUCAAGAUCAGAGACCUGGCCAGUGGAGCCGUCAUCCUUGACAUCAAAAAGCAAUGUCCAACAGAAAUCCAAGACGUCAUCAAACCUGAUGUCAACAGAUUCAUCCAGUAUCACUUCUCACCUGCAUUUCUCACCCUGAAAGAGAUUGGAGCUACGUUGGAAUUCACCGUGGGCAACAGGGCACUGAACCGCUUUCGCCUUAUUGAGAGGCAUUUUUUCAGAAAUGUCCUGCUCAAAACCUUUGACUUUGAGAUUGGCUUCUGCAUCCCAUACAGCAGGAACACCUGUGAGCACAUCUACUUCUUACCGGACCUGGAACCACAAACAGUUGAGGACAUGAUUGCCAAUCCCUUUGAGACACGCUCAGACAGUUUUUACUUCGUCAACAACAAGUUGGUCAUGCAUCACAAAGCAGAGUAUUCCUUUACGGCAGACACACAGACUGAUGUAUCUUGUCAGAACGGGAAUGAAUGAAUGAAGUGGGUUUUACAUACAUACAGUAAGCCAUGUCCAAAAAAAAUAUAGACUAUUGUGUAAAAGUUAAUUUUCUUCCAUAAUGUCAUUCAAAUUUAGAAACCUUCAUACUGUAUAUUUUAGGUUAAUUGUGCAUGCAUUGAACUAUUCAACAUUUUGUCUUAAUUUAAAUUUUUAUGGCAUACAGCUCCAGAAAAUCCCCAAAUCCACGUGUCCUAAUAUUCGAGUAUUCUGACUGUACUCAGUUAGUCAGUCUCGAAGUACUCCGUUUGCUCGUAAAAAAAAGAAAUGUCUGACCUGGGCUUUGGAUAAAAAGAACUGGGCUUGCAUGGCCAAUGGUCCAAGGUCCUGUUCUCUGAUGAAAGCAGAUAUUGUCCAAGGUCUUAGGGACAGGCGGACAGAAGCUGCUAACGCCCAUUGUGAUUUGGGGUGCCAUGUGUCCACUCUGUUCAAGUGCAGAGUCAAUGCAGCUGUCUACCAGGAGAUCUUGUAGCACUUCAGUCAGAACCCUUCAGUCAGAACAAACAUUCUUCAUAGGCAGUGCAACCGUUAGGAAUGUCCCCCCCAAAAAACCCCACUGGUGUACAAAGUAACAGACAUGGAACAGGAAAACAUCAGAAGUUGAUGACAGAAACAUUGUGAGAGCUGUAAAGAACGACCCUACCCAACCUGCAGAGACCCUACAGUGGCUACACCAGAUCAUGCCAAGCUGGAAUUGGUGGUUAGGCCCAAUGUUGGUGCAAUGGUUCUGGCUGAGUUGCCAUCCUCUCCCAUAGACAGCUCUUUGAUUUUCAUGUUGUUUUCACCUCUAAAUGCAGUACACAGGCAUAACCUAUCCUACCUAAACUCAAACUGAACCCAGAUAUUCAGUAUUUAUUGGUUGAAUAAGUAAAUAAGACACGCCAAACCAACACCAACCUAUCAAUAGUUUUGUUCUAAUGAAAGAUGAGUGGAUGGUACCUAAAUAUUUGAAGUCUACACCAAAAAUAAAAAAGUGACCUCACUUCUGAAGGCCACUGUGUGUUAAGUGUGUACUUUUUAAUAACAAGGAGAACAUGAUGGAUCACAAUGGUGGGUUGUUGACAUAAAUGGAACCUAAACAGGUUCCAGUCUACAUGUAGAAAUCCCACUGUUAGACUAUUGAUAUGUUGGAAAGGAGACUUUACAGAGUAUAUUUAAUAUAUUAGAUUAGAGACGUGAUAGCCUUUGUUUUCGUUCAGUGCGUACUGAUUCUCAACUAAUUCCUUUUCAUGUCUUAUGUAAAUAAAGUACUUCAUAUCAACCAA